This is a messenger RNA of Amblyraja radiata (thorny skate), 3724 nucleotides long. RefSeq names its product T-box transcription factor 18 (gene tbx18). Gene Ontology annotation, biological process: positive regulation of DNA-templated transcription; somitogenesis; regulation of transcription by RNA polymerase II. The coding region runs from base 499 to 2214 and encodes 571 amino acids. Gene Ontology annotation, molecular function: RNA polymerase II cis-regulatory region sequence-specific DNA binding; DNA-binding transcription factor activity, RNA polymerase II-specific. The transcript is spliced from 8 exons. NCBI's taxonomy places the organism in Eukaryota, Metazoa, Chordata, Chondrichthyes, Rajiformes, Rajidae. Gene Ontology annotation, cellular component: nucleus; chromatin. The record is from RefSeq and is a predicted model, not a curated record.
ACAACUGGCCUGCGUGGAGUUGCACGGGUGAAGAAUGUCUACCGCUCUCCCGCUUGUAAGUGCUGACAGAUCAAGGCAACAAAAUUCAAUUACCAGCCCUAAUUGCGCUCAGAGUCCACCCGCAGCGUGCCGAGUCCAUGUCACUCCAUCUGGCCCAGUGGACGAGACGGAACACCCCAUUUUUCUCUCUCUGUCCCCCUCUCUCUGUCCCUCUCUCUCUCUCCCUCAUACUAUCUCUCUCUCUCUCUCUCCCUCUCUCUCUCUCUCCCUCUCUCUCACCCCUCGCCCCCCCUCUCUCGCUCUCUCUCUCUCUCUCUCUCACCCCCUCUCUCAAAUCCCACUGAUAUUUUUUCCCAGCAAUAACCUGCACGCUGGAUACCGUCUGGGAGUUUGGAGAAAAGCUACUUUUUGAGAGGGAGGGGACAAAAAACAACAACAACUGUCUUCCACACACACACACACACACUUACACACGCUUACACCAGAGCCCGGCGUGGAAUGGCUGAGAAAAGGAGAUCGCCGUCUACAAUGAGUUUGAAAGCCCACGCUUUUUCGGUGGAAGCGCUGAUCGGAGCGGAAAAGAAGAGGAAACUGGAGGAUCACUGCGUGAACGGCGUUGAGAUGAAAGAUGUAGCAGCCAGCCAGGCCGUGAACGCGUCGAGUAAGGACAGGGGCUCGGACGAGGAAAGGAACUACGGCACCGAAUACAGCGAGAGAUCGGUUGUAAACUGUGACAACGCCUUGGAGCCUCCGUCGCCGCCGGUAGCCACCAAAGCCUAUGUACCGCCAAAGUGCAGCACUUCUCGGGAGGAUAUCCACGCCGACCUUCAAGGUGCUGACCUGUGGAAGAGGUUUCACGACAUCGGCACCGAGAUGAUCAUCACCAAGGCUGGAAGGCGGAUGUUUCCAGCUAUGCGAGUGAAGAUCUCUGGCCUGGAUCCACAUCAGCAGUAUUAUAUCGCCAUGGACAUCAUUCCAGUGGAUAAUAAGCGCUACAGAUACGUGUACCACAGUUCUAAAUGGAUGGUAGCCGGCAACGCGGAUUCCCCUGUUCCUCCUCGGGUUUACAUCCAUCCUGACUCUCCAGCCUCGGGAGACACCUGGAUGCGGCAGGUGAUCAGCUUCGACAAACUCAAACUCACCAACAACGAGCUGGAUGACCAGGGACAUAUAAUUUUACAUUCGAUGCACAAGUACCAGCCCAGGGUACACAUCAUUCGGAAGGAGUGUGGAGAGGAAUUGUCUCCUGUCAAGCCAAUUCCUAGAGGAGACGGGGUGAAACAUUUUUCCUUCUCCGAGACCGUCUUCACCACAGUGACCGCCUACCAAAACCAACAGAUAACCAGACUGAAGAUCGACCGAAAUCCCUUUGCAAAAGGGUUCCGCGAUUCGGGACGAAACAGAAUGGGUUUAGAAGCGAUUGUGGAAUCCUACGCUUUCUGGAGACCUUCUUUGCGCACCCUCAGCUUUGAAGACAUACCUGGAAUUCAGAAACAAGGUGGAACAUUGCCUUCAUCUGCCCAUCAGAGCCUGGGGAAUGGUCCUCCAACACACCGUCUGCCCGGCUCUUCCUGUCCAUCCCCUGCUUUCCAUCUGGCCCAGAACAGUGGGCAGCUGUGCAACCUGAGCCCGACGGACUUUGCCACCUGCAACCGCACCGGCCUGGCCUUCAACCGCUACAGCAGCAGCCUCGCCGAGACUUACAACCGCCUCGCCAACCCCAGCACCGAGACGUUUGGCGCCCAGAGGACGCCGUCCUACAUCGGCGUGGCCAACACCGGCAGUGUGAACAUGUCAAUAGCCGGCAGCGACGGAGACGCGUUCAACUGCCACCAGGCCGGUUUACCCGUGCCCAUCUCCGGGAUCUCAUCUCCGCAGCUCCAGUACAUCAUGCCUUCCCCGUCAAACAACGCUUUCACCGCUAACCAGGCCCACCAGGGGUCCUACAGUACUUUCAGACUGCACAGCCCGUACGGUUUGUACGGGUAUAACUUCUCCACCUCCCCCAGGCUGGCAGCCAGCCCUGAGAAGAUCAUCUCUGCCCAAGGAGGUUUCCUGGGUUCAUCUCCCAGCGGAACCAUGACCGACCGACAGGUCUUGCCCACUGUGGACGGGAUGCACAUUCUCAACGGCAGCCAGCAAAAUAUGUUCGACGCAAGGUCCUUAGGGAACUUGACAGCCUCAUCGUCCCAGAUCCCAGCACAUUUAGUUUGAGAGGGUGACUGCAUUGGGUGAAACGCGUGCUGUAACUCAUGAAACAUCCAUUGGAGAUUCUUCCGUUCAUCGACACUUUCGCCGUUAUGAAAUACGUUUCUCAACAGUGUCAGUAACAGGACCUGUACUGAACAUCUGGAGAGUGGAACAACUUUGGACUUUGCAUCUGCUGAAGUGGUUUGUUCCCGUAGCACAUAUGUUGUUUUGGGCGAUAAGGGACUUCAACUGUGCUUCCAGAACGGAUUCAAAGGACUAAGGGACACUUGACGUGCAAAAGAAGGGCACUUGCUUUCAAAAAUCAUUAUCUGUAUCUUGUAUAUUAUUGUCUGCUUUUGAGUUGGCUAUUGAAUUCUCUGACUCGGGCAGAGCUAAUGGAUUUGGUUAUAAUGUGAAGUUGAUCAAGACCCUUGGAUGCAACUUGGAUGUACAACAAUGAAUCUCUUUCAACAUUCAACCUCACAUGAACUUACAAGCACCAUUCUUUGGCCCAUCUGGUGGCUUUUCCUUCCUCGCCUUCAGCUUUCUGUUCCAAGGCCCUGAGAUUGUUGACCUGGAGUAGCAUGCGGGUCUUAUCUAAUUGGAUCAUUUGAGGUCUUGGCCAAGGAGCUUUUGGUUUUCCAUGAGUCUAAACUGUGAUUGCGAAUAGACUGCCAAAACAAUGGGUAUCACCACAGCUAAAGCUGAUCCUGUCUGAACCUAAUGGUCGCACAAGUGCACUUUUCAUAGGAUAAUGUGUACAGCCACAUGUAUGCAAGCAAUAUUACAUGGAUGGUCUCUCCUGCUUUACAACAUUGAGUGCAACAGUUUUCCCCCACACUCCAAAGACGUACAGGUUUGAGGGUUAAUUGGCUUUGGUGAAGAUUGUAAAUUGUCCCCAGUGUGUGUAGGAUAGCGUUAGUGUGUGGGGAUUGUUGGUCGGCAUGGACUCGGUGAGCAGAAGGGCCUGUUUCCGCGCUGUAUCUCUAAACUAAACUAAAUUAGCCAUUAAUUAAGACACUCGAUACAGGUAGAGAUCAUUCCACCAGUAUUCUUAGAUUAAUCUUCAUAACAUCCAUGCAGUUAAACUGAACUAAUAAUCAAUUUCUUCCUCCUUUUCAUGCCUUUAAAAUCAUUUGUUGUUUUAAAAAGUCGGCCCAUUUAAAGCCUUUAUAAUUACCAUUAAAAAUGCCAAUCAUCAUACUAAGUUAUAAGGCUAAAACCAAACCAAUGAUAUAUGCAAUUUAACAUGAAAUGCCCCGCAAAAUGUAGAAAGCAAAUUUAUAAUUCAGGACUAUAAGAAGAUGCUUGCCUUUUUAUGGCAACAAAAUAAAAGCAAUUUUUAUGCGGGGUGAAAUAAUUAAUUCUUUCUCUGCUUUUGGUUCAUGAUUGUCUUUGAAAAUAAUCAGAGCACCAAUUUAAGAGAUAAUUAUUUCUGCAAUCUUUCUUAUCGUAUGGAACAGAAAUAUAGGUUAAUGUGAUGCAAUCCAAAGCUAUGACUGCAUUAAGGAAUCUUAUGUACUUAGAAUUUCUG